This is a messenger RNA of Petromyzon marinus (sea lamprey), 2625 nucleotides long. NCBI's taxonomy places the organism in Eukaryota, Metazoa, Chordata, Hyperoartia, Petromyzontiformes, Petromyzontidae. The record is from RefSeq and is a predicted model, not a curated record.
GUCAGGAUCAGGAUCGAGCCCACGACCUCCUGCAUACCGUGCGAGGUAGUUAACAUCUCGCCCGGGACAUGCGGCGGUCUCCUGCACCGAGGAACGAGCAGUGACGGCUCACGCGCAGGACGCCUGCGGUAGCCAAUCUCGCAUCACGUAGUGGCCAGUGGGAGGGGGGGGGGGUAUGUGUGUGGGCGCGUGCGUGUGUGCGCGCGUGUGUGUGUGUUGCUUGGGGCGUGCGCGCGUGUGCGUAGGGCUAAGCGCGUGCCUGGGCUGUGCAUAUCCCUCCGCACAUGCACACGCCUCUUCCCAGCAUCCACCACAUCGCCCCAGCAUCCACCACAUCGCCCCAGCAGCUGAGGCAGCAGCAGCACCACCACCAACCACCACCGCUCGCUACGGAACCCUCCACGGGACACUUGAGCUCGGGGGGUGGGAGGGUGUGGGCUUCAUUCAUGGUCUCCGCAAUCCGUCCCAAGUGGCGCCCAGAGCACGCGCCGUGGUGGCGUCCGCGUGGCGCUGUCCGUUCAGCACCCGCGUGGCUGCCCUCGCUGCUGCUGCUGCUACUGAGCGGUCCGGUGGGGGCGCCAGGCGGGGCGGCCGCCUUCCAGCUGCACGACACGAUGGGCGCCCUGCGAGAGGAGAACGCGGCGCUCAAGGCGAGGGUUGAAAACCUGACCCAGGUCGUGCUGGCGCUCAGGACCGAGUGGUGGAGGGGUGCCCGCAACACAGGGCACGCGGCGGGAAGCAACGCGCUGGCCGCGUGCCAAGACCACGGUCGUCACCACCAGGCUGGGCUCCACAACAGCCCGGGCUCAGCGGGGCCCCGCCUGGCCUCUCCGUGCCACCGCCUCGGCGGCUUCCUUUCCCUCCUCUGCUGGCUGCUCCUGGCCUGUCUCUGAACACCACCGGGACGUCUCCGGAGCGCGCUGCAAGCCAACUCCCUCGAUAAGCCCGACAGCACGCGCACGUGUGCACACCUCAACGUCCCUCACCCCCCCGCCCCCCCCCCCCCCCCCCGAUCGCCAGUCCCUUCUUUUUUGCUUUUCGUGUUGACCCGCCACAAUGGAUCGCCGAGGGGCCAAGUGGCCCGUCGCUCGGUGACAAGAGGGCGAUCCAUUUAUAGAUCAUCAGCAGCCGGGGGAUCUUUCCACCGCUGGAUGAAGGCCGCCGCCACCGCCGCCACUUCUCACGGCUCCGCAAUGUCGCGAUCCGAUGAGCAGCGCCUGCAACGUGGAAUUUUCAUCGCUCCAUCUCCUACCGCCCCCACCCCCCCCCCCCCCCCCCCCCACGUGAUGGGCGUCAUCCCGCCCGCCACUCCGCACCAGCCACUCCACACCCGUUAUUGAGCAUCAGCCCGUUGGCCGUCCUGCCCGAUCCGAUACUCGCUCGCUCGCUUUCCUUCACACUUUUGAGUGCUGCCAUUGAACCUGCGUGUGUGCUCUUAAAAUCCGCGUGGCUCCCCAUUUGCCGUCUCGCCCAAGCGUAAAACUCGAAAGGCAUGCGGCGUCUCUCUCGCUCUCUCUGCAAAACCUUCCAGUUUCAUUGUCGUUGGGCGAUGACCACGUUUCUGAUCCACGUCACCGGCCAAGGAUGAAUUAUAGAUAUCAAAAUUAUAGAUACCAAAAUUAUAGAUGCCACACGCAAAAUGGGUUAAAAAAUAUAAAAGGUCAGUUGCGAUCGAGGGCUAUUAACGGGAUCACCUGCACACAUCUCUCUUCGGUUAUUCUCCCCGCAGUCUUCCUUCAAACCCCUUUGAAUUUUCCCCAAAAUGUAACCGCCACUGCCUCCGUCGCGGCCGCAGCAUCACGAGACGGAGAGACCGGAAAAUCUCGCUGAGCAGAAGCGGCGACCAUCCCCCCCCCCACCCCCCGUGUCAUGACGAGACAAACGGCCCGCGGAAGCGGAUGUCAAGGAGCUACCUCCCGAGAUCCCUUCUUAUUCUUGCAGCGAGACUCUGGUCCACGCAGGCAGUCGCGGGCGGAACUUUCCCCGACGCGCUCUGCCACCAGAGUAAAAUAAGCAACAGCGUCGACAGCAUUUCCAACCCCUCGUAGCCAAUUAGCGCGACCGAGAUGCGUGCGGCGAUCGAUGCGAUUUGAAAAGGGUUGGACCCCCGUGUGGGUUCAUCUGAAACAAAGCAGCGGGUUGCACCGGGCACGUGGGCUGUCCCGUUCCGCCCCCUCGCCACAUCGUGACGACGCCGGUGAUGAUUUUCCAAACAUAUUCUUGGUUUCUUUCGGUAAAGUCACGUAAAUAGAAAACAAAAGAUACUAAAUAGAAAAAUAAAAUAAAUAGAAAAUAAUAAAAGCUAAAAAAAACCGUAUUCUAUUCUUUUUUAUUUUCAUUUUUUUGUUUGCUAUUUACGUUACUUUACUGAAAGAAACCAAGAAUAUGAUUUCCUGCAGCCACAGAAGUUAAGUCAACAUUUUCCAACCACUUUAAAUCGCGAUGCGGCACGCCGCUGCCACCGUCAAGACUCCACCACACACAAUAUUUAAACAUGCGUUUAUUUUCCCAUUACUGUCCUGCCACUGCUGAUUUGUAUAAACUCGCUUUUGAAAUACACAAAUCGCGUUUUUGUGGAAUGAAUACAAAUAUUAAACACGACAAUAAAGAUCCACCCCCCACCCC